UCAUUACACGUCACAUUUUUUAUUAUUAUUUUUCAAUUACUAAACCUUCAAGUGUCGUGCUUUUUUCAUUUACAUCCACAUUCAAUUUGUCAAAGUUGAUUGAUCUAUAUUUCAUAAAGAAAAAAAUUUGUGCAUUUUCUUAUGAUGUCUCAACCAAACGAUCGAAAACAAGCUGAGCAAGCCACUCAGGCCAAAGGCAGUGAAAAAAGUGAAAGCUCUGGCUCUAGUUCUAUUGAUGAAACUUAUGAUUUUUACACUAAAUUCGCCAUUGGAAUUGACCCAAACAAUCUUGGUUUUGUAUCAGAAUGCCUAUCGGAUUGGCUUAUGGGUAAUCGAUAUGAGCUUUGUUCGCUCCUUGAAGAGACAGCUAAAGACUUCCUUGAAGAUGAGGAUUCGGACGUUGCUUUUUAUCCUCUCCUUUACAAUGAUGAUCCUAUUAAAUUGCAACGCAUAGAUUUCGAAAAAUUGCCAAAUUAUUUUAAAGCGGUGGGUACCGCUGCAGCGCUGGUGGCGACGCGAGGCACAAUAUUCCAUAAAUUCAUGGCUAAAAUGUCAGAAGAGGGCCGAAAACUUGUACAUGAGGUAACUUCAAAACUGGUCAUUUCUUGGAAUGAUAGAAACAAUCGUAUUUUGUUCACGGCUAAUCUUGCUAUGCUUUUGAUACCCGAAGUUUGGUGUAUGUCUAUGCAGCAUGAUACAGAAGAUAUCAAUGCCAACAUACCAUCUCCUUUCCAUUGUAUUGCUGUAUCAUCCCUGAUUCCAUCCGAGUUCCAUUACCUAGGUGAAUGUGCUCGAUUGGCUUCGUUCAAUAUUAUUUUCAAAGUUAUGGGACAGAAAGAAAAGCGUCAGGCAAUGAGACAUGCCAUUAAUUACGUAUCGUCUAGUAUGUUUAGUAAUUACAUUUUGGAAACAAGACGAUGGAAUUUCUGGCGAAAAUUGAAAGCUAUGCAGACUGAGGACAAUUGGAAAGUAUUCGUCCAGCAGAUUGAAGCUUGCUGUAAAGAGUUUGCCACUAUACGGGAAAGUAUGAAAAUGGAUUUAAUUCCACCAGUAGAUAUCUACGAAGAAUUUGAACGUGGUUUUGCCACCUUGUAAACACAGCAUCGAAAAUUUAUCGAAUAUUUAAUCAAUAUUUCAAUUCAUAUCAUAUAUAUCCACAUCAUCAUAUCAUUCAUUUUUAUAAUCGAUAAUUCAAUGAUUAACAAUUGUAUUAAUUGAAUAAUAAUUCACACAUAUAUGUUUAAUCUAUACAUUCUGAAAUAAAUAAACUUUAUUUUGUUUUUGGAUUAA
Messenger RNA from Dermatophagoides farinae (American house dust mite), 1290 nucleotides. The record is from RefSeq and is a predicted model, not a curated record. Lineage: Eukaryota; Metazoa; Arthropoda; Arachnida; Sarcoptiformes; Pyroglyphidae.